Ruditapes philippinarum (Manila clam) is the source of this 1263-nucleotide messenger RNA. RefSeq lists its product as uncharacterized. The transcript is spliced from 3 exons. The record is from RefSeq and is a predicted model, not a curated record. Bases 1 to 1263 code for a protein of 420 amino acids. NCBI's taxonomy places the organism in Eukaryota, Metazoa, Mollusca, Bivalvia, Venerida, Veneridae.
AUGUUGAAACAAGGAUACAUCUCUGAGAAAAACAAAGACUACUUAAUAGUCCCUAAGCCUAAAGCUGGUAGAUUUUACCUUCUUCCUAAAAUACACAAAGACGGAAUCCCAGGCCGCCCCAUUGUAUCUGCCAACGGUCACCCAACAGAACGUAUCUCAGAAUUUGUUGACCACCAUCUUCGGCCAUUUGUAUGCGCUUUGCCCUCUCAUUUGCAGGACACCACUGAUUAUCUCAGAAAAUUAGAAUCUCAGAAAGAUUUACCUGACCAAACCCUUUUGGUGUCUAUGGAUGUUACUGCCUUAUACACUAACAUCCCCCACGAAGAUGGCAUUGCAGCGUGCAGAGAAGCAUGGGAUUCUCGUAUAAUAAAGAAUCCUCCCACAGAAACACUUAUCGAACUUCUCGUACUUAUUCUGAAAUGCAACAACUUUGUUUUCUGUGACAAACAUUUCCUACAGGUACAGGGCACGGCUAUGGGGACUAAAAUGGCACCAUCUUACGCCAACGUGUUUAUGGGCAAAUUAGAAGGACAACUGCUAGCUGCUACUGCAGUACCUCUUAAACCAUUCAGUUGGUUACGCUAUAUAGAUGACAUUGACAUGCAAUGGUGUCACGGGGAAGAAGCUUUGCAAGAUUUUCUUUACAGAGCUAAUACUUUUCACAAAUCUAUAAAGUUCACCACUGAGGUAUCAAACGAACAACAUGUUUUUCUCGACACAGUAUCUCAUAUUAAAGACAAUCAUAUAAUUACUGAUUUGUAUUCAAAACCCACCGAUAAACAUCAAUACCUUCUUCCAAGCAGCUGCCACCCUCGACACUGUUGUAAGAACAUACCAUACAGUUUGGCUUUGAGAAUCAAACGAAUAUGUUCAAAUCCCAGCACGUUCUAUAUCAGAGCAAAAGAACUGUCUGAACAUCUUAGGAAGCGAGGAUACAAGGAAGAAGACAUUGCAAACGCGAUCUUUAAUGCAGACAGCAAGCACAGGAAGGACUUACUAGAGUACAAACAUCAAUCUAGUGGUUCUACACAAAAUAAAAUUCCAUUUGUGCUCACAUAUCACCCAGACUUACCUAACACUAGAGCCAUCAUUGACAAACAUUGGCCAAUUAUUGAGUCUUCACAGAAACUUAACAAGAUGUUCCCAACUAAACCAACCAUUGCAUAUAGGAGACCUAAAAGCCUCAGGGACAUACUUGUUCGAGCCCAACUGAGACCAAUAAUGACAGAUAAAGAAGUACAACAUGGCACUAUACGAUUGUAA